Molecule: messenger RNA, 1536 nt
Organism: Leptosia nina
Lineage: Eukaryota; Metazoa; Arthropoda; Insecta; Lepidoptera; Pieridae
Source: the annotation of a GenBank genome assembly
AUGAUUCGUAAUAUAAGCAAGGCUGUUAAAUUCCAAAAGGCGCAGUUUGCGACAGCUGCUGCGCCGGCGCCGCAAACAAGCCCAGAUAUUUUGUACACCGGGCUAUUUAUUAACAAUGAAUGGGUUAAAUCUGAAGAUGGCAAAACCUUCCCCACUAUUAACCCAUCAAAUGAACAAGUGAUUGCUGAUAUACAACAGGCUGGGAAAGCUGAUGUUGACAAAGCAGUUCAGGCAGCCAAGGAUGCAUUCAAAUUGGGUUCACCAUGGCGAACUAUGGACGCAUCGCAACGUGGCUAUCUCCUAAACAGACUCGCCGAUCUUAUUGAAAGAGAGAGGUCAUACAUUUCGAGUCUGGAGACCCUCGACAACGGUAAGCCGUUCUUAGCAGCUUACUACGGCGAUGUCGCUGCCACUAUUAAGAAUUUACGAUACUACGCCGGCUGGGCAGACAAAAACCAUGGAAAAGUGCUGCCCACUGAUGGGAAAUACUUCGCGUACACACGACAUGAGCCAGUUGGUGUGUGCGGUCAAAUCAUACCAUGGAAUUUCCCGUUGUUGAUGGCAUCCUGGAAGUUGGGCCCGGCCUUGGCCACUGGCAACACAUUGGUAUUGAAACCGGCCGAACAGACACCGCUCACUGCCCUGUACAUUGCACAACUAGCUAAGGAAGCUGGCUUCCCCGCGGGCGUCAUAAACGUUGUUCCUGGCUUCGGAGAUGCCGGGGCGGCUUUGGUGGACCAUCCCGACGUCGAUAAGAUUGCUUUUACUGGUUCUACGGAGGUUGGAAAAUUGAUCCAACGUGGCGCCGCCAACACGGUUAAGCGGAUUACUCUGGAAUUGGGAGGGAAAUCCCCGAAUAUUGUACUAGAUGACUGCGACCUUCCUUACGCCGUAGAGCAAUCUCACAUGGCUCUGUUCUAUAAUAUGGGACAAUGCUGCUGCGCUGGAUCUCGUACCUUCGUACAUGAGAAGAUCUACGACAAAUUCGUGGAAAUGUCAGCGGAAAGGGCUAAGAGGAGAGUGGUCGGCAAUCCAUUUGACCCCAAAACAGAGCAGGGACCACAGAUUGAUGCAGAGCAACACGAGAAGAUCCUAAGUCUGAUAGAGAGAGGAAAGCAGCAGGGAGCUAAUCUAUUGACGGGUGGGCAGCGUGCUGGAGAUAGUGGAUACUUCGUGCAACCAACCGUCUUCGCUGAUGUCAAGGAUGAUAUGGAUAUCGCCAAGGUUGAGAUCUUCGGGCCCGUGCAGCAAAUCAUCAAGUUUUCAGAUCUGGACGAGGUUAUCGCACGUGCUAAUAAUUCCGAGUACGGGCUCGCAGCUGGAAUCUUUACUAAGGACUUGGACAAAGCCAAUUAUCUCAUUCAGGGUGUUCGCGCCGGCACAGUAUGGGUGAACGAUUACAACGUAUUCGGACACCAAGUUCCAUUCGGAGGAUUCAAGCAAUCCGGUUUGGGACGAGAGAACGGACCAUACGGCAUCAACAAUUACACUGAAGUCAAAUCGGUUUUGGUGCGGCUGUCCGCAAAGAACUCGUAA